Molecule: messenger RNA, 435 nt
Organism: Coffea eugenioides
Lineage: Eukaryota; Viridiplantae; Streptophyta; Magnoliopsida; Gentianales; Rubiaceae
Exons: 1
Coding region: 1-435 (144 amino acids)
Source: RefSeq, a predicted model, not a curated record
AUGGCUUUUAAUGGUAGUCAUGGUAUUUCUCUGAGCCUUGCUCUCCUCCUCGCUAUCAUGGCUGCUACUCCAUAUGUGGGAAAAGGUGACAUUGUAUCAUCUUUCGCUGCCGUGAGGGUAACUGGCAACUUAUACUGUACUCCUACAGGGAACCCUUCACCAAUCGGUAUUUCACCACCCCUGGUUAAUGCAACCGUGAUUAUAACCUGUCCCAACAUCCCUAGGGUUACUGCUCAAACUGAUGCUACUGGAUUCUUCAAUGCCACCAUAGUUACUCCACCCAGUAUUAACCUUAACCUUGUCCUCAGCAACACUUCAUUGAUUACCGUCUGCCAGGUGUCUGUCCGACUUCCUGUUCGGAGUUGCCUACUUUUACCAGUCAGUGGAAGGAACGCUCCGGGGGGUUCUUACGCCUGUUGGUUUGUUGGUCGAUAA